GUAUAUACCUGUUUAGCAUGUCAAGUUGCUUUUCCUACUUCUGAAAGACAGAGAGCUCAUUACCGUACCGACUGGCACAAAUAUAAUCUUAAGCGUAAGAUCGCUGAACUUGUUCCGGUCGAUGCCGAGCAAUUUGCUCAGAAAGUUCUUGCCCAACAAGCUGUUGGUCGUGAAGAGGAAGAGAGAUCUGGCUUGAUUUACGAAUGCCCUACUUGCAAGAAAUCAUACGGCUCCGAAAAUUCAUACCACAACCACGUCCAGUCCCGAAAGCACCAGGAAGCUGAACAAAAGGCUCUUCAGGGAGCUAGUGCAUUGGCAAGAGUACAGAACGAAGGACGUCUGUUUUCUGAUCAUUCUGACAUGGAGGAUGAAGAUACUCACAUGACCACCAAGACCAAUCAGAAUCCCGCUCUGGACUGCAUGUUCUGUAACCACACCAGCAAGGACUUUGACAGCAACCUUGGUCACAUGUUUAAGGACCAUGGAUUCUUCUUGCCCGACAAAGAGUACCUCAAAGAUGUAGAAGGACUGGUAGUUUACCUAGCUUCCAAGGUCAACAAUGGUAUCUGCCUGUACUGUAAUGGACGUGGCAAGGAAUGGAAGAGUGUCGAGGCUGUCAGAGGACACAUGCACGACAAGGGACAUUGUAAGAUGGCUUAUGAUGAUACCGAAGACCCAGAACAAUUGCUGGCAUUUUAUGACUUUGGACCUUUUGAUGAAGAAAGCCUGUCAGAGGCAGAUCAGCAGCAAGUUGAGCAACAGGGGUCAGACGCA
Molecule: messenger RNA, 774 nt
Organism: Phycomyces blakesleeanus NRRL 1555(-)
Lineage: Eukaryota; Fungi; Mucoromycota; Mucoromycetes; Mucorales; Phycomycetaceae
Product: C2H2-type zinc finger transcription factor
Exons: 5
Biological process (GO): ribosomal large subunit biogenesis
Cellular component (GO): preribosome, large subunit precursor
Molecular function (GO): nucleic acid binding; zinc ion binding
Source: RefSeq, a predicted model, not a curated record